GGGCUGGCCGUGGGAGCGGGCGGGGGGCGCCGCUGGGGCCGGGGAAUGGGCGCGUAGGGAGCGAGGAAGGAAGGAAGGGAGCGAGCGAGCGAGCAAGCAAGCAAGCAAGCAAGCAAGGAGAAGAGCCGGACGGAGAUUCCCGCCCGGCGCCCGAGGUAGCCGCCCCCAUCGGGGUCCCCCUCCGCCGGCUGCGGGCUGCGCGCCCCCUCCAUCCGCCCCAGGGCUCCGCCGCCGGGAUGAGCAGCUCGCGGAACAACCGGGUGAUGGUGGAAGGCGUCGGGGCCCGGGUGGUCCGCGGCCCGGACUGGAAGUGGGGGAAGCAGGAUGGCGGCGAGGGCCAUGUGGGCACCGUGCGCAGCUUCGAGAGCCCCGAGGAGGUGGUCGUGGUGUGGGACAACGGCACCGCCGCCAACUACCGCUGCUCCGGGGCCUACGACCUCCGCAUCCUCGACAGCGCGCCCACCGGUAUCAAACAUGAUGGGACUAUGUGUGAUACUUGUCGACAGCAGCCUAUCAUUGGCAUCCGAUGGAAAUGUGCUGAAUGCACAAAUUAUGACUUGUGCACAGUUUGCUAUCAUGGGGACAAGCAUCACUUGAGGCAUCGUUUUUACAGAAUUACCACACCGGGAAGUGAAAGGGUAUUGUUGGAGUCUCGACGUAAAUCAAAGAAAAUUACAGCAAGAGGAAUCUUUGCAGGUGCCAGGGUGGUGCGAGGAGUUGACUGGCAGUGGGAAGAUCAAGAUGGUGGCAAUGGGCGUAGAGGAAAGGUAACUGAAAUCCAAGAUUGGAGUGCCUCGAGUCCACAUAGCGCAGCAUAUGUUCUUUGGGACAAUGGUGCUAAAAACCUUUACAGAGUUGGCUUUGAGGGCAUGUCUGACCUGAAAUGUGUUCAAGAUGCAAAAGGAGGCUCUUUCUACAGAGACCAUUGUCCUGUGUUAGGUGAGCAAAAUGGUAACAGAAACCCUGGUGGGCUGCAAAUAGGUGACCUUGUAAACAUUGACCUUGACUUGGAAAUUGUGCAGUCUUUGCAGCAUGGUCAUGGAGGAUGGACUGAUGGCAUGUUUGAAACUUUAACAACAACCGGAACGGUUUGUGGCAUCGAUGAGGACCAUGACAUUGUAGUACAAUAUCCAAGUGGCAACAGGUGGACAUUUAAUCCAGCUGUUCUCACCAAGGCCAACGUUGUCCGAAGUGGAGAUGCUGCUCAAGGUGCAGAAGGAGGAACCUCUCAAUUCCAAGUGGGAGACCUUGUUCAAGUUUGUUACGACCUGGAACGAAUCAAGCUUCUCCAGAGAGGUCACGGAGAGUGGGCUGAGGCAAUGCUUCCAACUUUAGGUAAAGUCGGUCGGGUUCAGCAGAUCUAUUCAGACAGUGACUUAAAGGUAGAGGUUUGUGGGACGUCUUGGACCUAUAAUCCAGCAGCUGUCUCGAAGGUGGCAUCAGCAGGAUCUGCUAUAAGUAAUGCAUCUGGUGAGAGAUUGUCCCAGCUAUUGAAAAAAUUAUUUGAAACACAAGAGUCUGGAGAUCUCAAUGAAGAAUUGGUUAAGGCUGCUGCCAAUGGAGACGUUGCUAAAGUGGAAGACUUGCUAAAGAGGCCAGACGUAGAUGUGAACGGGCAAUGUGCUGGACACACAGCUAUGCAAGCUGCAAGCCAGAACGGCCAUGUCGACAUUUUGAAGUUGCUUCUGAAACAGAACGUGGAUGUAGAGGCAGAGGACAAGGAUGGAGACAGGGCUGUCCAUCAUGCAGCCUUCGGUGACGAGGGUGCUGUGAUUGAGGUUUUGCACCGGGGCAGCGCAGAUUUGAAUGCCCGCAACAAGCGCAGGCAGACUCCGCUCCAUAUUGCUGUCAACAAAGGUCAUCUGCAAGUUGUCAAGACUUUACUGGACUUUGGCUGCCACCCCAGUCUCCAGGAUUCUGAAGGAGACACUCCACUUCACGAUGCAAUAAGUAAAAAGCGUGAUGAUAUCCUUGCUGUACUCUUAGAAGCUGGAGCAGAUGUUACUAUCACCAACAACAAUGGGUUUAAUGCUCUUCACCAUGCUGCACUAAGAGGAAACCCUAGCGCAAUGCGUGUGUUGUUGUCCAAGUUACCACGACCAUGGAUUGUUGAUGAGAAAAAAGAUGAUGGUUACACUGCCUUACAUCUGGCAGCUCUUAAUAAUCAUGUGGAAGUGGCUGAACUUUUGGUGCAUCAGGGCAAUGCUAACCUGGAUAUCCAGAAUGUUAACCAGCAAACUGCUCUUCAUCUUGCUGUUGAACGACAGCAUACACAAAUUGUUAGGCUCUUAGUCCGUGCAGGUGCUAAAUUGGAUAUUCAGGAUAAAGAUGGGGAUACUCCCCUUCACGAAGCCCUGAGACACCACACCCUGUCACAGCUCCGCCAACUCCAAGACAUGCAAGAUGUGGGCAAGGUAGAUACUGCUUGGGAGCCAUCAAAGAACACAUGCUUACAUAGAAGGACAGCCACUUCACACUUAAUAAUGGGACUUGGCACUCAAGGAGCAGAGAAGAAGAGUGCCGCAUCUAUUGCCUGCUUCCUGGCAGCCAACGGGGCUGACCUCGGCAUUCGUAACAAGAAGGGUCAGUCCCCUCUCGAUCUCUGCCCUGAUCCAAGUCUCUGCAAAGCAUUGGCUAAAUGUCACAAAGAAAAAGUCAGUGGCCAGGUUGGUUCCCGGAGUCCAUCUAUGAUCAACAAUGACUCUGAAACCUUAGAAGAAUGUAUGGUGUGUUCAGACAUGAAGAGGGACACUCUGUUUGGCCCGUGUGGCCACAUUGCCACGUGUUCUUUGUGCUCACCACGGGUGAAAAAAUGCCUCAUCUGUAAAGAACAAGUUCAGUCUAGGACAAAGAUUGAAGAAUGCGUAGUAUGUUCAGACAAAAAGGCAGCAGUGCUCUUCCAGCCUUGUGGUCAUAUGUGUGCCUGUGAGAAUUGUGCAAGCUUGAUGAAGAAAUGUGUACAGUGCCGGGCAGUGGUUGAGCGAAGAGUGCCUUUCAUAAUGUGCUGCGGAGGGAAAGGUACAGAAGAUACCAGUGAUGAUAUUUCAAGUGGAAACAUUCCAGUUUUGCAGAAGGACAAAGACAACACUAAUGUCAAUGCAGAUGUACAGAAGCUGCAGCAACAGUUGCAAGACAUCAAGGAACAGCAGACAAUGUGCCCUGUCUGUUUGGACCGCCUGAAGAACAUGAUCUUUCUGUGUGGCCAUGGGACGUGCCAGCUUUGUGGAGACCGAAUGAGCGAGUGCCCCAUAUGCCGCAAGGCAAUUGAACGGAGGAUCCUUUUGUACUGAACAGGGGCCAGGGUCUUUUACUAGGUUGUGAAAGAGUAAGGACGUGUUGAUGGUUUUAAACCUCUUGUUAGUUUGAAAGGUAGUAAAGGGUUCUGAUGAAAACAUUUCUAAUACCGUAGCACAGGUUUGUUACAUAGUAAUUGUUAAAGACUGUGAACACACCAAAUAAACAGUAUUUGAACAGUCAGCUUUGUAGCUUUACUCAUAAAAAAUGUCUAAGCCUAAUGCUAAUUUAAAACAGUCUUUUUUUAAUUUUGUUUCUGUCUUCUUCUUCCCCUUAAAGUUUAAAGGGACAAUCUUAUUCUGUUUUUGUUCAUGUGUAUCAUGUAUGUAUCAGAUGUCAAGUGAUGUAAGGGAAUUUUUUUUCACAUUGUCAGUUACUCUCAAACAAAUAUUUAGGAUUUUUUUUUUUUUUUUUUUUUUUUUUUUGCUUUGUGCUUUUCUGGAGGGUAUCAACAUUUCCUGUGACAAUUCUGAUUCACAAUUAAUUCUUUCAUGACUAUGUAUAGUCAUGAAAAAUCAAUACAAAAUACAUACACAGUAACAAUAGAUAUACUACUCCCAUAAGGUUGUGCCUCAGAAUGCAAUGGUAGGGUAAUUCUGACUUCAUCAUGCCCUUUGUUCCCGAGGAUGGGUUGUGUAGGAAACAAUAAAAAGAAAAAUCUGUUUUAGAAGCAUUGUGUUUCCAAAACCGCACUUUGAGCUGAGCUAACAGGUUCAAGCUAAGUAACUUAAACAGCGAGCUUCAUAAUUCUGCUAAUAAUAAUUCUGCUAAUUACUUGACUUUGUAUGGAAUUGCUUUUAGCUUGAGUGAAAGGAGAACAUUUGAGCAGUGGGUCAGUUAUCCUUUUAGAUGAGGGAAUUUGGUCUGUUAUGCAGAAACACUUACAUGCAGAGCCAUUUAAAAAUUGUGGGUCUGUGAAUUCAGAAAAAAGAGGUUUUGCAAAAUUUUCUUUCUUUUUAAGUGAGUUUUAUUGUCUCCAGGCAAACAGUGUCAACAGCAAAAGAGAAUAUUUAAUAUUGAUUAUUCAUCUAAUUGGGGUGAUAACACCAGAAUUUAUCUGUGAGCAUUACUGAAUAAUACUGCAAAUGAAGAUAUUGCUAACAGAACAGUGAAUUUUGUGAGCUGUGUCUAGUUGAACUAAAUUUUGCUGAAGGAGUUUGUUGUCCCCGAUACGAUACAGAGCUGUUCCUCCUGACCCCCAAAAUGCUACUGUUAGGGACUGCAAGCUAUUUAACAUUUUGAAAACAAAUGUAUCCUUUCAUCCUUUUUGGUGGUAGAAAAUGCACUGAUUUAAGGAUCUCUUGUAGCUAAAAGGAAUCUGUGCUUGCUCCUGAGUGAUUUGACAGUUUUCUGAGUUCAUGUAGCCCAUUGCCAUUGUGCAGACUUCAUUUGGAUGUGCUCUUGCAGAACAUUAAAGAAAUCCAUGCUGGAGUCACUUAGGUGCCUUACUUGCAGCUAAGAUAAAUUUAUUAUUGAAUUCUCAUUGCAUAUGUCUAAAAUGUGGGCAAAAGGAUAGUUCAGGGAAAGAUCCAAGUAAGGAUAAUGUAAUUGUGGUCUUUACAGAUAAAUCAGUCUGUCUUCUGAAACUUAUGUGGGUAUGCCUGAACUGUGCGGAUGUUGGCAAAUGUCUCAGAAGACUGUUACUAAUAAACUGUAAAGAUAGACAAACCUUUAAGCAAUAAGAUUUAAACACUGAAUAAAGUUUUCCAGGAAACAAGUACAGUGAUAUAUUGGAAAAGUAUAUGUAGAGGGACUUUUAACACCAUGAAGUGGUGUGAUACACAGCCUUACAAAAGCCAUCUUUAAUCCUCAUCCAGCAUUCCAAAUGUUCCUCAUUAUUUUCAGUGUUCUUUCAUUGGACACAAUCAAAAUUUGGAGUCACUGUAGUAGUCUGGUUUAUUUUGUAUACUAGUGGUCAUCUGUUCUCAGAUAAUCUGCAUUCUUGACCAAAUGAAGCGGGCUUCCCUUUUUUUGCUCCUUGAUUCCUGUUGUAAAAUACCAAAAUUUCAAAGAGUUUUAGAAAGUUUUUGAUGUAAGGCCUUUUUCAGUUCAGCAUUUUGGUAUCUCCACUUGAGCUCUGUGUGCAUCUGAGUGUUCUUUACAAUUUUCAUUUGGACAAUAUGCAUGUUACUAAGUUUUAUGGUUUGACUUUUUUGGGGUUUUUUUUGGUAGCAUGUUUUACAGCUGAACUUUUUAUAGUAGGCUUCAGUUUCUUGUCAGGCUUCCCCUGGAAGUACUUCUAUAAUAGGAUGUGCCAUUUGAUGAUCCAUUCUGAGUUUUAGCCUGUCGUGCAUCAGAUUUGUGCCUUGAUUUCCUCUGUCUCUGGCAGACGUAUUUUGUCCUCUUAGUUCUUUAAGGGAAUCUCUGCAAACUUGGCUGCACGGAUGCAAGGUGGAUCUCUUCUUGAUCACGCAACUCAAAACUGAAACCUCAUUAUAGCAGUUUGCAUUUUCCUUAAUCUUUGUUGCCGGAACAAGCCAGAAUUACUUUAAAGUAUUCCAGCUUAGCGUCAUCUGAGUUAGAACAGAUCUGAAGCAUCCUGGGUAGGAAACUGGAUGUAAGAUCUAAGUUACUGUUUAACACUCUCAGUGCUUGGAUACCAUCACCGUCCUAUGGAAAUGGAGUCAAUGACUGAAGGUAUUGCUGUAGGAGCAGCUUUAGUGUUCUAUACUGCACUCACAGCAGAUGUAUGUGACUGCAUAGGAGUUUGUGAUGGGACUCAUUCAGCAAUGUUGUGUGCCAGUUGAAACUGAACUGUGUCAGCUUGAUAGUGACACAGAAAAACAACUAUUUUAGUGCCAAGAAAAACAACUAAAUUAGAAAGACUAGGAAAUGUUACCAAGAUGCUGGAAUUAUUUAUAUAGGUCUCUUAUUGACAGGAGGAAGAGCUGUGUCAUGUCUGCAGAUGGCAAUACAGUUUGCCUUUAAAAAAAAUUACGAGGAAAAAUGCUUGCAAAUCCAGUAUCAUUUAUGGAAAUAAAUAUUUAUAUUCAGACCCUUUAUUUUCAUUCAGAUGUAGAAGGUGAAGCUAGUGUUGUUGAGGAUCCCAGUAAGCUCAUUCACUUUAUUUUGUAGUUAUCUGUGCAAUGUGCACAGAGUAUGAACGUUUAAUUGGAUAGCACAUACUUGAAGGAUGAGAAGUUAACUUGAAAGUCAAAGGGGAUCAUAACAAGGAGGAGAGUUAAGGAAAUAUCACUGUGCGUCUGUCUUCAGCAAAAGAUUAAAGUCUAAAUUUCACCUGAGCAAAAUGAAAAUUGGAAAAAUCAGGCAUUUAUCUCUUAAUUUAUUGUAAAGUUGUAGAAUGUAAGGGUUUGUAAGGUUUGUUAUGUCUAUUCCCCAGCAUUUAAUAACAAUUUUGAAAUUCAAUGGAAUGAAAUAUCUCCAUUUGUUUCUGGAAACAAGUAACAAGACACCUAAAAAUAUGUAUUGUUCAGUGUGAGAUGCUCAGAUGUUUAAGUAAAAUACUUUCUUUUCCAUUCUUUGAGGGACAUAAAAAGUGUUUAACAGUUAACAGUUUAAAUCACUAUGCAGUGAUGUAAAGUGUAAGGACAACCUAAGAGGUUAACAAAAUAAACUUAAUAGUUGUAGAUUGUUAACUUUUGUAUAACUACCUUUGACUUUUUUUCCCCCCUCAAAACUUGUGUCAUCACUUAUUGUGGCCCGAGCUUAUAUGGCACUUCUCAAAAUGUGGGCUGCUAUUGCCUACUUUCCAUUUGUUGGAUUACUGUGUAUUUGUAUUUUGGGGUUUGGAGAAAUCCCUUUUUCCUGGAGUGGAUAAUAAAAACUAGACUGGUGAGAUAGCAAACAAGUUGCUUUGUAAAUGUGAAAGUUUGAUUAGAAGGUGGUGUUCUUAACUUGGACUGGGUGAGAAUAUAGCAGAUUUGCACAAGUACUUGUGCCUUGUUAGCAUAAUCUUAUAAUUGGUAUUUUAGCUUAUUUUAAAGACCUGAAAUGGUCUUUUAAAAAUAAUUAAGUACUUAUUGUGUAGAUAUUUUCUAGAGAUGAAGGUUUAUGUAUGUGUAAUUAUCUUUAGCAGUAUCAAUUGCAGUUAGUGUAAACACUAAAUUGUUUGAAGAAGCUGCUUUCAGCUAGUGAUCUGAGCUUCCUCUACAAAACUUAUUGUCAGAAAUUUAAUUUUACUCUUCCAGUAGCAGCUGGUGAACCGAAGAGCCUAUCCUGUUCUUUGUGCUGCAUGGGUCAAGUUUUCACUUAAAAAACCAAACCCCAACAACACUACAGUCUAACCUUUAGCAGUGCUACCUCCUUUCUGUCAAAGUGCUGAAUCCUUCUCUAGCUGUUUGCUGUGUCUUUGGGAAGGGGUAGGGAAUGCAUCAGUUUUCUUUCACUUCAUCAGUUUUGAUGUCUGAAUACAUUGCAGAGGGUUUUUUAAUUUAGAAAAUUACUAUGUAAAUUGCGUACAAUAGCAUUGUGUGAUUUGCCACAAAGUACAUUGUAUACCUGUGCAUAAGUUGCUGGAAUUCAUUCUGUUGUUUUUCUGUGCAUUUCAUACUUUGUUUGUGUUGACAAAGCUAAACUGUUGUUUGCAGAAGCUUUAGUAUGUGCCAUUUUUAUAGCUAAGCCUGUGGUAAAUACACUAGUUCUGACUCAGGGCUUUUUAACAACUUAAACACAUUCACAAUAUUCUUCAGCACAUCUUGGAGAAUACUAGAGAUUUAAUGACUGUACAGUGCCUUGAUAGAACAGUUGAAUGGGCAGCAGCCAUAGGGUCUUCACAAGAAUGCAUGUAUCUUUUCAAUCCAGUUAAUGAGUUGACAUUAAUAUAGUUGUAAUGCCCUUGCCAUGGAUUUAUAAACUUGUAUAUAUGUUUUUCUGUCAAGGAAAAUUGGCAAAUUUAGAUAUUGUUAAGCUUUCUGAAAGCUGUUUAAUUGUUGCACUGGUCAUGAGGAUCUGAAGGGCAUAAUAUUCAAAUUUACAGAAGUAGCUUUUGUGUCAAAGACAGCUGAAAAAAUUUUCCGUAUGUGACAUUUUUAGUGUGAGGGAGAGAUCAUUGUAUAACAUGUAAAAGUACCUGCUUUACUCUGAUCUAGUAGAUCUUCUGUAAGUGAGAGAGAAAUAACCAACAACAAAUCAGUAUGUUUGCAUGCCAUUUCAUAGUUAGAAAACUUUGUGUCAUUUUGAGCUUCUAGGAAAUACUUAAUUUAUCCCAGCCUUAGUGUCUUUAUGUAUGCAAACUAUUCAUGUUAGAAAACAGGUUUUACUGAAUCACAACGAGCAUUUUUGUUUUUCUUAAAACUAACUUUGUAUUUUCUGUAAACUGUAGAUUUUGACAUGACUGUUUAUUGGAGAAAUUUAAGGUUGCCUGUGUGAACGUAGUGUAUUUCUGUAUGCAGAUAGCAUUAUAUAAUUGCUUACUUUAAAACUGCUUAGCAAGGUCUAAGCUUUUCAAAGGAAAUGCUGAUGUACUGUAUGGUUAGUAAAACUUGUCAUUUAAGAUGUAUACUGACUUUUUCAAGAGCUUUGAUUUAAAAGUAUAGUUGGACUGAAUUAAUACUGAUUUUUUGCACACAGCAUUGGAAAAGGGGUGGUGACUCAUUUGUCUUCCUCCUUCUUAGUUGCAAUGAUGUUAGAUGUCACCAUGGAAUUUGAAAAUUGGACACCUGAAAAAGUAUUUGCAAACGUAGUUACUUGUUGGCAUACAAGGUUUAAAAGAGCACCAGACUUUAUUGAGAAAUUUUGUAGUCCAAAGUUCUUAAAAAACCUGGUUCUUUUAUAAUAUGUUCCUGAAGAACGAGUUUGUGGAAGCAUCAGAAGUGCUACGUGCCUUUGAAUCUCCAAGGUACUCAAACAUUGUUAAAGCAGCACAGUAGAAGUUCGAAGGGCGGAUUAUAUUGUUACAACAGAAAGGUUGAUUAAAAAUUAUCUCUGGAUUAUGUGCAAAUUUUUCUGUAAAUAUGCAGUUCAUAGUACUGUUCUACUGACCUGAGUUGCUGUUAAGUGUUUGUUAGACUCUGUGUUUACUUGUAAUUGAAUGGCCUUUACAGAUCUGGCUAUGUGAAUGUGAUCGUUUAAACAUCUCCUGCCAGAUACAGUAACUUCCAUAUUCUGAGACAACAGAUGCUGCAUCAUGGUUUGUACUUUUAGGAUUCACUUUAAUGGAUGCAUUUGUAAAAAAAAAAAAAAUUAAAAAAAAAAAAUCUGUGUAAUCAAAGGCAACAAAACCAGCCAGACUUACAUGGCUUAGUGUUUUUAUUUGUCCUAGUGUACAGAUGAAAAAGGGAACUGACAGAAUAAAAAGUUUGUUGCUCUCUUUCUCAGUUUCUUUUCAUUUUUCAAGUUUCUUCAGCCUCGGUUUAUAUGCAGGUCUGUAUGAAAACACAGUGUUUUCAAAUACUUUUGAAAACACUUUAUUUUAAAAUAAUUCAUGCAAAUUGUUGAAAUACAUUUGAAGUAGCCCCUUGUUCUUUGCUUUGGGAUUUAUGAGCUGUUCACAUAUUUCUCCUUACGUGUUCAUUGAACGUGAUGGGAGCAGUGCUGGCAUUGGUUGAAGACUUCAUCUCUGUGGUCUCAAAGGUUUCAGCCCCUGCUGUUGAUUGCAGUGGAAGCUGCAGGUUUUGCUCAUGUUUGGUAUUGAUGGGUUUAGAUUUUGAGAAAGCUGUUUCCUACUGUACAAUAUAAAUAAUUAUAAUAAUUUUAUAUUAUAAGUACUGUGUAAUGCAGUUAAUUUCUGUAUAGUGCACUUUGCUGUUCUAAGUCAUUCCAGUUAUAUCCCAUAUACAAUUGUCUGUUUUUGAUGGGAGUGGUGAAAGUGCAUGGAGAUUUCCUUUGGAUUUGACAUGAAUCAAGUGCAGAGUUCUUCAUGGGUACACUCUGUUUCAUUUAGGGAGUAAAGAUUAGUGGUAGUGUUGGUAUAAAAAAGCAUUAGCCUUCCUUUUCAGACUUGGCUUUCUACCAUAAGGAAAGGAAAUAUAAGUUAUCAGAAAUAAAAUUGUUGAAGUUAUUGUGCUUUGUGCUGCCCUGCUCAUGAUGGUGACAUGCAUUAGAAAACUUUUGCUUUCAAGAAUGAAUCACACCAACUUUUCUUGAUGCUUAAGCUUUUGGCUGAAAAAAAAUCAGGGUUUUAAAUGGUUUGUUCCCUUUUCAGCAGAGUAGUGUUCCAGGAGAUUGUAAGGCAGCGGUUUUUUGCAGUCUUUAGAAGUGAUGCUAUGAUGGAUUAAAAUAGUUUGUAUUAAAAACCAAGAACAGUGCCAACUGGCAGUGUACAAUUAGGAUUUAUUGAUGCUUAUGUGACUGCCCUAGACAAGCUAACAAACCUAAUUUCUAAAAUUUUUAAAAUACACUUGUGAGACUGUAGUGACCUCUUGCAACACUAACACUCUUACUGAAUUUUUCUUAGAAAUAAAUCUGUGGGAGGUAAGGAGACAAACUUAAUUCUGAGCCGAUUUCACCAUUGACGUGCCUGCGUCCAAAAAUGUGUGAGUAUUUCUCCCACAAGGGGUCAGUAGCACCCUCCAUUUGGCACCACUUUUUAUUACAAUAUAAGCAGAAAGCAAACAAGGGAUAAGGAUAAUGAUGAUUGCAUUAAUAUGUGGGUGGACCAGACCUAACUUGUCUCCUUUUUCAAGCAGGCUAAGUAUAAUUAGGUUAUUUGCUGACUUCGGUAAGCACCGUAUUCUAUCCUCUGACUCUCAUGUGACAUGAACAUUGCUACUAUUGAUUAGGGCAAAGUUCCAGUGGAGUGUUUGCCUUUAGCUCUAGUUGAAAGUAUUCAUUUAGUCAAGCUUUUUUUCAAAAGCAUGCUGUUGGAGCAGAUAAACUAUAUGAAAGAGCUUGUCCAGCGGGCAGGGAAAAAGAAUUCUUGUAAGAGUGUCCCACAUAUUCUUAAUGAUAACCACAGUCUCCCUAGAUGGCUAGAGCUGAUUAAUAUUUUCCACUCUUUAGUAAAACAGCUUAUAGUUAGAUAUGCUUUGAAGCCUAUCAAGCUGCUCAGUGGAAGGAAUGUCCAGCUUCUCAAGGCUUCCCUGAGUAUGCAAGUUACUUGCAGGCCAGAAGUUUGAAGUUGAAGUAACUCAUAAUCUUUCUCCCAAGAGGCUGAACAGACCAGAGAGCUUCAAAAAACAUUUCCAUCCCCUGUAGCAAAGUCACGUUUCACAAAUAGGAAUCCUGAGAUGGUCACUGUCAUUCAGGCACAGGCUCUUAUGUGUGUUGAAUUUAACAAGAGGCCUUCCUUACCUUUGUGUUUGCAACUCCUGUUAUUCUCUCUGUCACAUCUGUUGUGGGGCUUGUAUUUCAUGUCCUCAGCGCUUCUGUCCCCGCUACUGAAAUCCUCCAUUUCAAUUCUUUCUUUGUAUUUUUGGUAGCAGAACUGUGUCCCUUCCUUCUUGGUAUGUCCCUUCUGAAUGUCCUGUUUUCUUUUACACUUCAGGUGGGCAUAAGCAUAAUGAAGCCCUGUCCUUGUGUCCCUAACUCCACUGUGAAUUUCUGUACUGACAGGAGGAAUUCCUGAAUUUGGUCUUGGCAUAAUUUCACAUUAAUUUAUUGACAUCCCUUAUUUUUCCCCAUUGGUGGCAUAAGAAAAAGAUUUUGUCUACCACCUGAGUAAAGUGUAGGGCCACUUCUGAUCUCAACCAUAUAAGGAAAUUCAGAAACAAGUAAAUGUUUCAAGGUUGCUUGGCUUUGGUGAUGUCUUUUUGUCCUAUAGGCCACCUGUAAUUUUCAUUCUUACUGUAUCCUGGAUUUGGUUUUUGGUGGCAGCCUGAGGGUUUCUUUUCAAAGAAACUCACAAGCAACUAGAAGAUAGAAGCUUCCAUCUACAGUGUCUUGUGCACUUACAUUGCCUGGAGGAAGUUCAGAAGGAUUGCUUGCAAAGAGAAGGGGUCUGGUUUUGGACUUCUUGCUGCCUCCAUAAAGAAUUAGGAAAAGAAUUCCAUAUCUCUAGAUAAAGUAAAUCUUUAUAACCCCUAUUGUGUCUAUACUCUACAGUUGUAGGGUAUCAUGAUGUUCUGUAUGAAAGCUAUAUAAACUAAAUAGCAAUUACAUAGCAUUUAUUUCCCAAUGGCCACAGAUUGUUGGCUUUGAAAUACAAUACUAUUAUUCUUCCUCUCUUCUUCUGUGAUGUGACCUGUAACAUAAAGAUUACUUCAGGUCAAUCCAGACAAGGCAGCUUUUCCUAACACAGAGCCCUAGUUAAGCUGUUUGUGGUACAGCCGUACAAUUUAAAGCAUCAUGCUCAAGUUUUUUGUCUGAUUUUCUGAUUUAUAGCACAUGGCACUUAAAACACCUAAUUUAUAUUGAUACUGGGUUUUGGUCAAGUGAUUCUGAUUCUGUAUAAGGCUGAGGAAGUCUUCAUAUUAUUGUUGUCCUCUAAAACUACAUUAUCCAACCAUUUCAUCUAGAGGACAUAGAGUCUGGAAGCACCAUACUUUUUUGUUGAGAUAGAAAAGUGUGCUAGAGUAAGGGUAUGGGGAAACUUAAAGCUAAAAUACAGUCGUAGACCUAGUUCUUGUGGUGUUUAUGAGGUGGAAAUUCAGAUGGCAAAUUUGACAGUAUUUAAAAUUGAGUUUUAAAUUUCUCUGUACCCUUUCUGGAGAGCCUGUAACAUAGAAACAUUGAGUCCUGCUGAAACCCUGCCAUGUCCUGCAUGUCCCACCACCCCAGAUAGGUCCCUCCACACCAAAUCUCCCUGGAGGGAGAUUGUCUUAUGAGAUAUGCCUUAUAAUCACACUGAAAUUAUUCCACCCAUGGAGAAGGAAGGCAUGGGAAUUACAAACCAGUCCCUAGAGCAAAAGUUGUGGAUUUGCUGUUCUAUUUAACACAGCUUUCUUCCCAUGGCACACACUGAGGAUGUGAAGGAGUGAGUGAUCUUGACUUGGAUUUUCUGUGUGCUGUGGCUGUCUGCAGCCAGGCAGCAGCAUAAAGGAGCUGCUGCAAAUCAACUGCUCAGUAAUGAGCUGUGUGAGGUGCUCACCCUGCAGCAAGCAGAAGUUGGGAGCCACUUAUGCUUUUAAAGUGCUGCAGCCAAGUAGGGUUGAGUGGGCCAAGCCCUCUGGGCAUCUACUUAUCCUGAGCUGACAUUGCUUUAUUGGUAAGUGGCAUUGAAAUGAAAUAGAUUUGAAAAGCAUAUCUUCAUUAACAAGAUUGGGAUAGCAGACAUUUGAUUUUAGGCUUUAUCUGCUGUGCUGAAUCAAACGGUGACACCAAGAUUUGGCAAGCAGUUGUUGAGCACUCCAGGAAAGGUUAGUCAUUGGCUUUUGUAGGAGUUUCUCAACUUUGAGGACGUAGUCAAAUAGUCCUCAGGAAAGAAAAAAACAACCAGCUAGCAAGAGUGUUUCAGAAGAAAGCUGGUUCUUUUUUUUUUUUUUCUUUUUUUUUUUGGUUGGUUGAUUGGCUUUUGGUUUGUUUUGGAUUUUUUUGUUCUCACCCUCUUCUGGAUGGCAACUGUGGUGCCUGGUUUUUCAUUUCUCUUGCCAAUUUUCAUUUAGCCAAAAGUGCUGCCAUAGCUUCUACUUGACAUCUGGAUUUGCCAAAAACAAACAUAUAUCCUAUAUGUCUGUUCCAGCUAUUCCUGAGCAUCAUAUUACCUCUCCCCAGAACAUCUUCCAAGGGUAUGAGUGUGUGCUUGUGGGGUUGUAGGAGAGCUAGUGUUAUCCUCUGUAACUUUCCAGUAUAAGGAAAAGAAUUUAAGGUUGAUUUGGUCUGAUCUUUUUCUUUCUGACCAUCUUCAAUUAUCAAAUGUUGAGAUGCGUUUUUUUUCAUGUGGCAUUUAAUUUUGAGAGAAAGUCAAUGGGGGCAUCAUUGCUGUGCCUGGAGUUCCUGGAUUUGGCCUGUCCUUAAGCCUGUUAGCCUAAGAUUGGUUGUUUUAUGAGGUACAGGUAUUUAAACACUAAGCUAGCCAGCACUGCUCGUAGGAAUAUUAAUAGAGAUGGCCUGGAGCUGGCAGGUUUUUCUGGGGAAGAUAAGGAAGGGCUUAGCACAUCCUAGGUUAAGCUCUUCCCUGUCACAGCUGGAUGCUAAAUGCUGUGUGACCUGCAGUGUCUGAAGGGUAGAUAGAGAUUAAGGCAUCCUCAUGGCACAGUGCUGUGUCCAUAGGAGCUAGCCGUGAGAGAAGUGCACUGCAUCCAUGAUAACAUAAUAUUUUUUUGUGAUUUGGUACAUCUGGCUUUUCUGGAAGGGUAGGUAGCCUGAGAUGAGGUCAGUAGGUAGCCUAGGAAACCUGGAGAUAGGGCAUUGGGUGGUGCUUGGUACUCGUAGCCCAGAACUCUAGAACGAAUUUGCUCAUGUAUCUGUGGAUUGGCUGUCAGUGAAUUAGAAACAAGAGAAUUUAUAAGGCACCAGCUUUCCAUGUUUGCAUGAAAAGUGUCCUUCCCUGUGCUUUAUUAAUUUGCUUCCUCCUGAUAUGGAAAGAACGCAGGAAGCUAACAAGCCUAGCUUGUUUUGCUGUGAACUGUGUAUAUGCAGCAUUGAACAUCUCCUUAGAUAGCUUUGAAUGUGGACAGGCAAAGGAAAAAAAAAAAGGGGGAAGGGGGGAGGACAGAGAGGUCUUUAAUGAUGUGUUACGUUAUUGAUGGAAUUUCUAACCCAGAGAACUGCCUGCCUGGGAGCUGUGGGCAGUGUUACCCACAGUUACUGCUUGCUCGUGCAUAGUUCAUUUUUGUUUUAUUGUUCAGGGAAGAUAAAGUGGUGUCUCUGCUAAGCGUGGUGACUGGCUGGGAAGAGCAGCCUGGUUCUGCUGAGCACAGCUGCCAAAACUGGAGCAAGCCAAGAGAGAGCGGUUCUUUUGUCAGGGACAGAAAUGUGGUCUGACAGAGCUUUCUUAUCAAAGGGAAGGAUUUUUCACUUCAGGAGGAAGUUUGGCUGGGAAGGCAUUGGAUAACUUUUUUUUUUUUUCAGCUCUGCGGGAAGUCCUGUAUAAAUGUGUUUUCCAUGAAUGUAAUAGUUCUGCUUCUGACUCUCUGGAGAGAACAUUAGUGCCGUGUAUGCGGGAAAUAACACAAGGGUGACUAAAAUACUUUUAAUCUGAGUAAGUCAGCAAACAUACCUUGUGUGCUCACAGCCAAGAGCCAUUUGCUCUUGGCUUAUGCCAUGGAGCAGGCAAAAAGUAGGUCUCUUUUUUUUUCUAAUUUUUUAUUCUAAGUAUUUCUAAAAUUUCCCUUGAUCUGUUCCAAGCCAUCAUGUUGUAGUUAAAUUAAAACUCAGCCUUUUCUUCUGGUAAAUACCUUGUGUAACAGGAGUGAUUUGUUUGUGUUUCAGCUUAAACUUGGAUAAUUUUGUUUAAACAUUAAGAGCCUAUGUGUAUAUAAUAUAGAGAAGUUUCUCUAGUACAGUUGAAGAAACAAGUUGUCCUCUAACUGGGGCCAUUAGAUUGUGAUUUGUUACAUUUGGUUUCCGUGGUUUUCCUGUGAGUCUUUACACGAGUCACUUAGUUUUGUGUUUCCUCUCUUUCUUAAGUGUGAAAUGAGAAGUUACUGCUUGGGGGUACGGAAAGAAAUCUGCUCGUGUAUGGAGGGACUCCUACAACGGCCAUAAUGAGUUCCUGAGUAGAUAAGAUGCCUCCCCUGCCAGCCAGACACGCUGUGGUGUACCAGCUCACUUCGGUGUUUUCCUGAUGAAAAACUGAAACCAGAUGCUAGUGCUACUUCAAUCUUGCCACAGAGCAAAUAGGCAUAAAAUGAACUAAUACCUUCCACCACCCAAGCAAUGGGAGUUAUUAAUUAACUAGUAAUUAUAUACAAAUGUGUAUUUUAUGAUACUUAACAAGUAACUGUUGGCUAUUAUUUCCUUAUUAAAUCUGUUAGUAAGAAAGAGCUGUAUUCAAUACAGGCACUGAGUUAUAACUAAGUGAGCUAACAAAAUGCCAGCUUUUGGGCGGCGACAUUUCUCUGAGGUUCUCUCUCUGUGAUCUUGUCCGCGGACUGAAGCAUUUUGAGAAGUGCUUUCUGGAACUCCACCUCCCACAGCCAGUAGGUGUCGCUGCAAGCAUUGCAGUAAGGGAAGAACGAUUUUGGGGAGAAAAAAAUAAAAGUUCAAGUGUAUGCUGUAUUUUUUUAAAGUUAGAAAUAAUUGCAGAAGAACAAUUAAAUCCUAAGUUACUAACCUAGCAAUUUGAAUAGAUGUUUCUUGGAGAUGCUUAAAGGUUUGAAAUACUUAUUAAAAAAAAAAA
Messenger RNA from Motacilla alba alba, 16411 nucleotides. It is a transcript of the gene MIB1, whose product is annotated as MIB E3 ubiquitin protein ligase 1. Gene Ontology annotation, biological process: protein ubiquitination. The record is from RefSeq and is a predicted model, not a curated record. Gene Ontology annotation, cellular component: cytoplasm. Gene Ontology annotation, molecular function: protein binding; ubiquitin-protein transferase activity; zinc ion binding. Bases 237 to 3290 code for a protein of 1017 amino acids. NCBI's taxonomy places the organism in Eukaryota, Metazoa, Chordata, Aves, Passeriformes, Motacillidae. The transcript is spliced from 22 exons.